Messenger RNA from Rhodamnia argentea, 1203 nucleotides. RefSeq lists its product as uncharacterized. Bases 119 to 697 code for a protein of 192 amino acids. NCBI's taxonomy places the organism in Eukaryota, Viridiplantae, Streptophyta, Magnoliopsida, Myrtales, Myrtaceae. The transcript is spliced from 4 exons. The record is from RefSeq and is a predicted model, not a curated record.
ACACAAAUCACGGGCUCCGAGUCUCCGACAAAUCCAUGGAAGCAGAUCCCAUCGGUAUACAUCCUACAAUUCAGGUUCAGCAUUCAGGUUCUGCACGCUGAAACGAGGAAAGGGCAUCAUGCGCCGGCAAGAGAAGAAGCGCAAGUUCCACGAAGCCGUCCUCAACAUGCUUUACCCUCCGCCACCUUCGCCUCCUAGUCCUCAGGAAGAGGAUGGAGAUGGGGCCCGAGGCGGUGCAUCCGGAGGACUUCAAGGGGACAGAAUUCCAGGUUCGAAGGCUUGUUCUACGCCAAAUUAUGAGGGGGGAAACGAAGUCGGUGGUUCCUCGGCAAGUGAUGUUGAUCCCGAGGACAAUGAAGGCGAAUGUGGGGAGCAGAAACUGACCAGGGCUCAGAGGAAGAGGAUUCGCAAGAAGAAACUCAAAGAGGAGAUCGCCCACCGCCGGAAAAUCGUUGGCCCCUUGUUGCCUUCGAGCAGCAGUGGCGGAUGCAGCACGAAAGAGGACGAUGCUGGUGGCGUUGAAGAGAAGGAGGCGCCAGGUGUUCGACGAAAUGCCGAGCUGGGAUCUGACGACGUGCCUCACGACCGUGAGGAGUCAGCUGCCUUUAUCAACCAGAAGAGACUCAAGCACAGGAGGGCUGCAAAAAAGCUAGCCAGAGACAGGUUGAAAUCAUCUGAGCAACAGAACAGUAAUUGAGGUGAUUAGAACGUCUCCUGCGCAAUCCUUAUUCGUCGUUUGAGCAUGAAUUGGACAGCUUAUGCAAAGGUUAAUGCGAGAGUCGCCAUUAAGUUGAGUAACAUGGCGCAUUCUCCUCUCAAACCGAGAAUAGCAGGUGCAGAAAGGACCUAUGGGCAAGGAUUCUUGUGGCACCAGGGAUUCUACGAAAUAGGCAUGGAAAACAUUUGCCACCGCAAAAAAGAAUCCCGGCGAAAUCUCUUAUUUUCCCUAAGAGUCCCUAAGUAAGCCAUCAAUUUGGAGGUGAUGCUCGGAAAUUCCAAGGAGGACGUGAUGAAGGUGGACCGUUCAAUCGUAUUGUGCCUUAAUGCUAUGGUAUUAAUGCUCGUCAUGCUACAUUGCUAUCAGUAACGACGCUACUUAUGUAACUACGAAAUAUUGUGUUUCAGUGACCAAAAUACGUGACAGUCCAAGGCUCCUUUAUAACUAUAACGCUCUACGAUCUUAAGCAGACCGUACUGAAAUUG